GACGAUCGUUUCCGUGUGUCUAGCCUACGUUAGGUGCUGGAAUCUGCCCUGCAAAGACAAACACAUGUGAAAUCAAAGCUCAGAGUUUUAUGAAUUUAUGGAAACAUGUCAAAGAAGCGGGGCAGGAAGCGAAGCAGUGGAGAGCUGAGUGAGAGCUCAGCAUCAACCCUUAGCCCAGACCCGGACAACCUGCUGGGCCGCAGGAUUCAACAUACCUGGAGGGAGAAGGGCAACGUGACCAAGUGGAAAGGCACUGUUCUGGAGCGUCUCACCGUGAACAGCUCGCUCUACAUGGUCAAAUAUGACGGCUUUGAUUGUGUAUAUGGCAUUGAACUCUUCAAAGAUGGCCGAGUGUCGAACCUGCAGGUGUUAUCAGAGAAAGUUGUGAAUAAUAAGAUCAAGGUGCCUCCCGGGGCGGAGGAGCUGGUGGGCCGAGCGGUGGAGCAUCUGUUCGAGAAGGAGGACGGGGAGAAAAACGAGUGGCGGGGCAUGGUGCUGUCCAGAGCCCCCAUCAUGACCCACUGGUAUUACAUCACCUACGAGAAGGACCCAGUGCUGUACAUGUACCAGCUGUGGGAUGACUACAAGGACGGUGAUCUACGUGUCCUGCCUGAAUCAGAAAACAAACACCUACUUCCAGCAGACAGAAAACCAGGGGAAGAGCCAGAGAGCCUUGUGGGUAAACAGGUGGAGUAUGUCACAGAUAAUGGUAUAAAGAGGACGGGCUUGGUCAUCUACCAGGUCCCAGCAAAGCCCACGGUAUACUACAUCAAAUAUGACGACGACGUCCACAUCCAUGUCUAUGAUCUGGUGAAGACCACCUAACACUGACUGUCUGAUUUCAUCUUUAGCCGCUGGCUCAUCCCUGACCCAACCAGUCGUUACCUGUUUGAGUGUUACAUAUUUCAGUUUUCCUCCAGAAAGGCAACGUGCCGAAGAUCAGAACCACUGUCUUCUUUUAUUUUUAUUUUUUUAAAAUCACACAUUAAAAGACAUGUCGGUUUUUGAUUCUCAGUUUGACGUUGACCUUAAUGUUUGGCUCUGAGGUCUCGUUCAUUGUAAAUAAAGCAGACCUGAGAGUGGUUGUACAGCCCAGCAGAUAAAAUGGAGCUACAAGUUUGGUGAAAUCAUACUUGUAUAGUGCAACUUUCAGACUCCAAAUUCAUACUUUUUGUAGAAAAACAAAAGCACAUCAUAAAAACAUAUUUCUUACCCAUACCUCUGUGUUUUACUUGAUCUGUUUCCAUUUUAUACGCCUGUGCUAUUGAUUUAAUCUGGAAUAUCUGGCUGUUCUGAUGGUAACAUUUGUGUUUUCUGUGUCACUGGGUAAGCCUUUCAGUUUGUUGAAUAUACCAGUCAUAUUCAUUUAACAACGUGCAAAUUUUACCAUCACAGUGAAGUCUGAUUUCAGUUCAAUUGUACAGGCAUCAGUGAGCAGUGAUUGUCUCACUUCUCACAUUUAAAACAGAUGAUUCUUCAAGAAAUUGUGUAUCAUAUUUCUGUUAUGUUUCAACCAGUAAACUGCAAGUUUUCUACAUGAUUAUAAUAUAUACAGAUAUUCUGAUGUUGUCAUGUUGUUUCAAGGUGUUUGUGCUACACAUUAUUAAUGUAGUUCAAAUCGGCCUGAAAUGUUGUUUAGCAUUUUUGAACUAAAGUCUCUGUCAUUUGCCAAAAAUGUGAUGAGAUACAUUCAGGCCUGUUCUUUGUGACCCUAAACAUGUUCUGUUCUGUAAAUAUAAUCAGAGACAUUUUUAUGAACGUUAAACAAAGCUGCUUGAAACAUU
Cheilinus undulatus (humphead wrasse) is the source of this 1784-nucleotide messenger RNA. Its product is annotated as spindlin-Z-like. The transcript has 5 exons. The coding region runs from base 106 to 825 and encodes 239 amino acids. Lineage: Eukaryota; Metazoa; Chordata; Actinopteri; Labriformes; Labridae. The record is from RefSeq and is a predicted model, not a curated record. Gene Ontology annotation, biological process: gamete generation.